This is a messenger RNA of Paramuricea clavata, 6501 nucleotides long. The record is from the annotation of a GenBank genome assembly. NCBI's taxonomy places the organism in Eukaryota, Metazoa, Cnidaria, Anthozoa, Malacalcyonacea, Plexauridae.
CAGGAUUCAAAACGACAAACACAAUUUUGCGAGUGCAGAAAAAUAUUUUCAAGAUUUGUGACGAUUUUAACACUGUUUUUUUGCUGAAAUUUAUAUUGAACGUUGUUUUAAAGCUGGGGAAAUGUUUUCCAGUCCUUAUGCAGAUAAAGAGAACGUCUUAGGAGAGGUAUAUUUGUAGUUACGGUUUAUAAAAUUGACUUUGAAUAUAAAAAGUUGUUUGUAGCAUGUAUAUAAUUGUAGUUUCAAACGCCGUACUUCACAUGUGCUCAAUUCAUUUAUGAAGCACAUCUGUUCAGAAUUUGAGUGAAUUUGGUACGGCAGUUGAUUCGUACGGCGAAUUUAAUUUGAGGGUGGUUCGGUUAAAAGCAGUGUGAUUUUAAAAAAAGUGAAAAACUGAACAUUUUAAUUAUGCCAUCAGUUAUGUGUGUUUAUGCGACAAGACAUGUUUAACUUAAUUCCUUUGCCAUUCCAAAUUAAAACCUUGGUCAAAUGAGGAUGAUAGGUUGCAACUCUCGUUUGCAAUAAAAGUUUUUUGCUAGUUUGUCCGGUAAUGUCCAGUCAGCUCUCAUGCAACUCUUGUUUGACUGGGGCCCAAGAGUUAAGAAAAGUCUCUUGCAAACUCUCGCUUGUCAAAUUGAGUUCUUGUUUGAACAGGGCUUAAGUUGCCAAAGUCCACAGCCUUGUUACACCAUUAUUUAACCAUAUGUUAAGAAAUUAUUAGUGUUGGGGCUGCCACCCCCCCCCCCUAACAUCUGUGACUGCUGUAUGGUACCUUACAUGUCCAUUUCAAUCUAGGUUUUUGGCACAACUCCCAACAGAAGACCUUUAAAGACAGUUCAAAAUGGAAAUAUUGCAGGCGAGGGCACACCUUUAACAAUGACAAAAAGAACACCAAAGGCCAGAUCAACCCGUGCUAGCACACCUGGCUCACGUAGGCUGGCCAGAAGGUUGAAGCGGCAAAGUGUUCCAUUUGCAUUGUCAAAACCUCUCUCAGUAUUCCAAGAUGACACAAAAGGUAUUUUUGGAGGAAAUAUGGGUUUUGAAGAAGGUUUUCAGUCGAAAGGAAAUGGACAAGAAUUGAAUGAGAUGAUUAGAGAUAAAGUAUCUGAGACUAUGAUUAAAAUGAAAGAGGUAUGUAUGGUAGUGUGUUAUUUUGGUUAAAGUUUACCAGUAUCAUCGUUACCUGCCUUGAUCACCACCAUGCAGUGCACCACCAUUAUCAUCGCUUAGUAUUACCACCACCAUCACUACCACCAUCAUCAUCAUUACCACCAUCAUCACCAUUACCACCAUCAUCACCAUUACCACCAUCAUCACCACUACCACCAUCAUCACCAUUACCACCAUCACCAUUACCACCAUCAUUACCAGGUCAGGGUUUUUUUCAGGAUUUUCUCUUGGGUCCGUUUUUGCAGAGAAGAUUGAGUUUAGCUGAACAGAUGGGGUGGUUGCACCCCUCCCCCUACCGGGGGGCUGACAUGUGUACUCAAUAAAUGUAGCUGAGACUGAAUGUGUUAAAGCAGGGGCACUGAGGGACACUAUAAACUGGUUAAAGAUGGCGAAUACAUAGUUUUUCUUAUGUUGUGAGAUGAAUUCCAGCCAUUUUUUCUUAAUUGUCGGGUUUCCAACUGAAAACUAAUUUCCACACGUCACAAAUUUAACUCAAACAACUUCAUUUUUACUGCACUGAAACUUUGGUGAGAAGAUUGAGUUUCAAAACUCAAUUCAAGAUUGAGUUUUUUGGGCCGUUUAACGGCCUUAAAAAAUCCCUGAAACAAAGCCUGCAGGUGCCACCAUUAUGACCACUACCACCAUCAUCACCAACACUACCACUGUCACACAGAAUAGGAAGGUACAGUAGAAGUGUAACUCAAGCAAGUAUUUGUCUGCAUUUUUACAAGCGAUUCGUCAUCAAUCACGCCAUCCUGGCUGGUACAACCGGCACUUUGUACCUACCAAAACCUGAUAAAAACUUCCGGUUGUACUAGCCAGGAUGGUGUGAGCAAGUUAAAAUUUUCGUGGACGUAAACACUGAUUCAAGUUACACUUCUGCUAUCUUUUCCUAUUUUGUGACUGUCAUCACCACUACCACCAUCAUCACUAACACUAUCAUCAUCCACCAUCAUCAUCACUACUACCACCAUCACCACUACCACCAUCACCAUCACCACCACUACCUUCAUCACUACCAUCACCACCACUACCUCCACUACCACCACCACUACCACCAUCACCACCACUACCUCUAUCACCACUACCACCAUCAUCACCACUACCACCACCACUACCACCACCACUACCACCAUCACCACUACCACCAUCAUCUUCACCACCACCUGACUACCACCAUCAUCACUACCAUGACCACUACCACUAUCAUCACCAAGACUAGCACCAUCACUACCACCAAAUAUACCACCAUCAUGUCAGCACUACCAUCAUGUCAGCACUACCAUCAUCACCACCACUAUAUACCACCACCACUAUAUACCACCACCACCAUCAUUACACCAUCAUCAUCACUACCACCAUCAUCUCUGGCAAACUCCACAGCCAGAAAAAGAAUGUUUUCUAAACAUUUAAUAAACUAUUUUCCCAUAGAGAUAUGAAGCAACUCUGGCUGAGAAACAACGAGAUGUUGACGAAAAGAACAACAUUAUUGAGAAACUACAAUCAGAAAUGAACGUUCUAAAACAACCUCCAAAUGACUUCACUGAAACCCACAAAGAUGAGGAAAAUCAGAAGACAGUUUCAAUAUUUGUGAAACAAAUCAUCUUAAAAGCCAUUCAUGAAAUUGAAAAUGAAAAUUCGUCAUCGGAAAAUGACGACUUUGUUUCCGGCGAAGUAAACUGCAUACAAUCAAAGAUCAUUUCACCAAUUAAACUGAAAGAUUCGUACACAAGAAUGUCACCGACUACGUUUAUCUCCUCAAACACAUCACCAAUGAAAGUCGAGCUUACCGAGAACGAAACAUCUAUGACACCCAUCGCGAAAAUACACUCCGCAACAUCUGUUACACCUGUUCAAACGGCAGAUGCAACGCUGGGAACAACCCCUGUCUGUGUAAAAGACGCAGCGAUUUCAACGUCCCCUCUCCAUGGAACAGACUCAACAACAUCCCCAAUCUGUUUAACCGAUUCUGUAGUCUCAGUGAAGCCAAUUAAACUGAUAGCAGAACAGGCUUUAUGCACAUCAACAAAAUCAGAACAUGAAAUUGAACCAAUUACCGUAUCUGAAAAAGAGAAAUGUGGAACAGCUGAACAAAAGGAGAACAACGCCUUACUAGCCACGAAAACAGAAGGAACUACGGUCGGCAUUAGUAGGGUUCAAACAGAGGACACAUUAUGCACGCCUACAAAAUCAGACUAUGAAAUUGCACCAAAUUUAUCUCAUGGACUUGAGAACUUUUUAACACCUAUACAAGAAGAAUUUGAGUCUCAACUAUUCACAAUACAUAAAGCAGAAGAAAAUGCUGGCGAUGCAAGAAACACGAUGAACACUACUAUCAAAGAAAGCUUCGUCCAUAUUGGAACCUCAAUGACACCUAUAGAACUUGUUGACAAACACACACUGGUAUCUCCGAUGCAAACAUCAAACGUGUCUGUCACCACCUCACCUCUCGUUGCGGCGCUACAACCAGAAAUCAUUGCAAGCUUGCCACUAAACAGUCUCAGAGCUGAACUGGAAUCGGCUGCAAUCAGCAAUGAACUCCUGCGAAGCGAAUGUGAUGAACUCAAUGGCAAGGUUGAAAGCUUGCAGUCGUCUUUGGCCGAGGCGAGAUCGGAAGCGGAUCAGAAGUGUUGUGCAAUGCAGUAUGAAAUGGAUAAUCUUCAAAGUAAACUCGAUGAAGCGUUAGAGAUUAAUUAUCAGAUGGAAAUGAAAAAGGUAAACUUAAGCGCAGUUGUGUUUCACCAAUAAGGAAUCACUAUGGUGUGCCUAGACUUGCUACAAGCCUCCCUCAAAUACACCCUUCUUCUUCACAUUAUAUGUAGUAGUUUUGUAUUUGGUGACAAAUAUUCAUUUCCUUGCUAGCCUUUCAAUGUGGAGGAGUACGAUGAAACUAUCAGAAGAUUGCAAAAAGACAUUUUGCUAAAAGAAAAACAGAUCACGUUUUAUACCAAGGUGCGGUGCUGGGUAAUUUUAUAAAAUAUACAGUAUGUUCCUUUUGCAGACUGGUUUACACUAUCAAAAUUUCUGUGAUCACCGUAGGAAUUUUGUAUAGGUAAAUUCCAGUGCAUAUUGUAAACGUUAUACUUUGGGGGGGGGGGAGGGGCUAGACCGGUCAGUGUGGGCUCCCCAGAGUAAGAUUUAGAACAGUGCUGGAAAAUGUACGGCAACGCUAUAGCAGCACCGCUGUCAGGAAAUUUUUAACAAAAUAUCUUCGCAGGAAAUUUUCUUGCACCUUGCAGGAAAUUUUUGUCGUCUUAUAUACAGGAAUGCCAUAUAAUUUACUUAUUGUUUGAAAAUAUUCCAAAUUAAGCAUUUUGCAAGUCGAGAUGGUCCAACACCGUUUUCUGAAAUUUAUAUAUGCAGGACGUUUUAUGGUUGACUUAGACAGGAAAUUUUUGAAUUUUGCUACCAGGAAGAUAAAUAUAUGUUUUCUAGGCCUGGAUUUAGGUACCCUGCAUCAGGGUGUUUCCUGUUUCGCUGAAGCUGUAUAGCGUGCAGUCAGGCGGUGCUGGCCAGCAUGGAAACCCUGACACCAGAAAACCUCUGAACCCAGGGUAGGAUUUAGGUAAAGGGUAAAGUUGGGGCCCAGUCUCAGCCAGACUAUAAUUUAAAACUUCGGCUCGAGAUUUCCAUCUACAAAACCAUUCAACUUUUAUGUAUAAUUGCUUUGUAUUUGGUGGCAAUAAAUGAGAGAUGAUGUAGUUUAAUUUCCGUUUAGUUUCUUCUAUAAAUGUCAACCAUAAUAGUAUUACUGUAGCUUUGAAAUAAUUUUAAGUAGUCUGUUACAGACGAGACAGUUGAAUAAUCUUUGAAAUAAUCUUUAGUUAGCUCUAUUACAGACGAGAGUGAAAAUUACUAAAACCUUUGUAAACAUUUUGUUGAACAGAAAGCAUCCGAGGCAGACAAUUUGCAACAAGACUUGCGAAGAAUGUAUGCCAAGUACAACACAGAGGUAUUUUACAUACAUUUCGUUCAUUGCUUAUAUUGUCCUUUUUGCCUGAAUUUAAUGAAGAUCGUUAUUUCCAUUGCUAGUCGAAUAGGUUAGUGACCUUUCACCUCUCUGCCGGCGUAUGCCAUUCUUUACGUGAUUAUAAUUUCGCCUCAGUAAGGAAUUGGCCCAUAUACUACAUGGAUCUCUUGGGAAAGCAGUUUAGAAGUGCAUGAUAGAGCUAUCCAGCAUAAAUAAAGUUAGUUUAUAGGUUUCCUCCUGUAGUAACAAUGGAUCAGAUAUGACCCUUACUAGACCUCUAGGAAGAACAGUUUAGAACUGAUAGAGCUAUCCAGUAUAAAUAAAGUUAGUUUAGUUUAGGUUUCCUCCUGUAGUAACACUGGAUCGAUAGGCGAUGACUCCUACUAGACCUCUAUAGAAAGAACCGUUUAGAACUGAUAGAACUAUCCAGUAUAAAUAAAGUUAGUUUAGUUUAGGUUUCCUCCUGUAGUAACACUGGAUCAAUAGGAGAUGACUUUUACUAGACAUUUAUAGAACGAACAGUUUAGAACUGAUAGAGCUAUCCAGUUUAAAUAAAGUUAGUUUAAUUUAGGUUUUCUCCUGUAGUAGCACUGGAUCAAUAAGAGACGACUCUUACUAGACCUCUAUAACAAAGAACAGUUUAGAACUGAUAGAGCUAUCCAGUAUAAAUAAAGUUAGUUUAGUUUAGGUUUCCUCCUGUAGCAACACACUGGUAUGAAUAAGAGAUUAUCCUAACUGAACCUUUAACGAGAAAAGUUUAGAAUUGACACUGCUAUGAGCUAUCCAAAGUAAAUAAAAAGUACGUUUAUUUUUUCAGCACCAGUUAUACACAACAAUGGAGCAGGAAGCCAAGGGACUUAGUGAAAAGUUUAACGCUAAAUGUGUUGCGUACGAGACAUUAGAAAGAGAACUGUGUGGUGUAAAAGAGACAUUAAAGGAAGCUCUGCAUACCGUUGACGCCCAGGAGAAAGUGAGGGGGGAAGCAAAAGAUAAUCAAGUGAAAUGUUGUGUACUGGAAGAACAGAUCGAGGUUGGUAUUAGAUUUAUGAAUUUCUUAGAGGUGCUGCCAUCGGUUCAUUUUUUAUAAUCGAUUAAUCGUUGUUAACAAUUGGUUAAUAUCGAUUAAUCGCAUUGAUUAAUUUAAAUUUGACAUGUGCCUCUCCUGUUGUCACCCAACAAUCCAGUCCGUAUUUCGUUUGGAAUUGUUGUUUACUCAAGGUUAUAGAUUGCGCACUUUCUCGCACAAGCAAAGUUCACACAAACAGGCCGGGAUACCGGAUUUUUCGAAUACAUCGUUCGGGAAAGCCGACGUCACUUUGGCUGUUGAAUACAAUGAUCGAACAGUCAGGGGGCAAAUGUAA